CCGUGUGUCGCCUGUGUGUGCCAUUAAACUCCAAAGUCUUGGAAUGGUCUCGAUCGGUGUAGGUGUGCUGUCCCUACAGUGCACGAUUGUGCACGUACGAGUAAAAGUGACAUAUGUUACAUAAUACAUUCGAGUUGUAUCCUAUCUCUUAGGGAUUUAAGUUCUAACAAGGUGAUGCUGGGAAAUUGGAUUAGUCCGUGUUCAGCCGAUAGAACUCGUGGUACACACGCGGCAUACUUCUCCUGACAGUUGAUGCUAGUUGAUCGCGAAUCUGACCAAUUCGAUCGUUCAUUUUCUUCGAGUGUGCGACUGAAGCGGGGUGAUUGCUUCAAUUUACCGUGUUUCAACCUUUAAACAUGAGGCACGUAUUGUUCGCUACGGUCCUGUCGCUGCUGGGCGUCAGGGCAAAGGCGAGAACACUGGAAACGAUAGCGCAAUGGUCGGUGCUCGAUUACGCGUUGCCGCAAAACGACCACGGAUUUCAGUAUCAACCAGAAAAUAUAGUGAUGUCCGGUAUCGAGAUAGCCUGGGACCGAAUCUUCGUCAACACGCCCAGAUUACGCGCCGGCGUGCCGGCCACUCUGAGCUUCUUCCCCAGGAAAGUACCGUUGGGAAGCAGCCCGCAGCUCCAGGCGUAUCCCUCGUGGGAUUGGCAUGGUGCAGGGAAAGGAGACAUCAACUGCACCAAGUUGAUCUCCGUGUAUCGCAGCAGGUUGGACAGAUGCGACCGACUGUGGGUCGUUGAUGCAGGCGUCAUGACGUCGAUUGACGAUUUCAUGCCUGUUUGCCCGCCAAAAAUUGUGGUGUUUGACUUGAAGACCGAUCAAGUAGUCCGCCAUGUCACCUUUCCACGUGAGGUAUUGAGACCGGAUUCCUUGUUAACCAAUAUUGUUAUCGACGAAGUCUCGGCGAAAACCUGCGAUGACGUAUUUGUUUACAUGACUGACACUCUUGGUCCAGGUCUUGACUAUCAACCUCUGGCAACCGAUAAAAUCUUCAGCGUGCCCACCUCGGCUCUGCAGGCCGGACCGCUACCUUUCGAUGAACAGUUACCUGUGACCUUGGUCGGCAGUAAGUCGAGUCAAGGUCUGGCACUGGCCGUGGAUCCUCGGGAUGACACGAUCUUGUUCUCCCCCUUAACCGAGACCGCGAUCGCAUCGUGGCAACCGCGAACGAACGAGCAAAGGAUACUCGCUUAUAGUCCAGAAGAAUUACAAUUUACUGCUGAAAUUUUGUGGGCAAAACAUGACAAUGGUAAUUUUUGGAUAAUGUCAUCGAGAUUUCAUAAGUUCUUCCUCAAAAAUAUUGAUAUUCAUCAGAUGAACAUCCGUAUUAUGAGAAUCAAAGGAAAUACUCGCGCGCAAAUCUCAACUGCAUUUAAUCAACGCAUUGACCCAUAUUAUUCGUUACAUUAUUACAAUAAUACUCUGGGAUUAUAAAAAAAGAUGUUAAAACUGUUAAGA
This is a messenger RNA of Pogonomyrmex barbatus (red harvester ant), 1463 nucleotides long. Its product is annotated as dopaminechrome tautomerase. Lineage: Eukaryota; Metazoa; Arthropoda; Insecta; Hymenoptera; Formicidae. Gene Ontology annotation, cellular component: extracellular region. The record is from RefSeq and is a predicted model, not a curated record.